AUGAAGUUUCCAGUAGGUGUGAAAUAUAGCACUUACCUAGCUUAUAAGCAAAAUGUAGACUUAGAACCAAAUAGAAAAAUAAAGUCAGAAGACUUUCAGUGGGAUUCUAGAAUACCAAAAUCACUAAUAUCUCUUUGUAUAGAAAAACUAGCGGAAAAUUGGAUGGGUUAUCCCAAAUUAGAGGCUUUAAUUGCAAAAGAUCGUGAACUAUUUCUUCAAAUACUGGGCACAGACGUUCCCCUUCAAAUUUUAGUAGAUAACAUCAAAAGUGAUAUAUUUUGGAAAAGAUGCUACGAAACAAAAUUUUCAGAUUCUCCUCUUUUAGAUCGUGACAAAAAAUGGAUUAAUGUAUUUAUGGAACGACACUUUGCUGAUAUAUUAGAAAAUAUAAAUCCACGACACUAUGAUCCUGAAAAAAUUACGACUUUAGUAAAGCUUUGCGGUCCGUAUAUACAAACAUUAUCAAUUCGUAGUUUAGUACCUACAGAUAUUCCAGUUCAAAGAAUGGCGUCUCCAGAAAUGGCACACUUAGUUACAAGUCAGCCACUUGAUGGUAAAUUACACUCAAAAGAUAGUGAAGUUCUUUUAAGAGAUCAUAUUUCUCUGCACGCGGCUUUAGGAAGUCUAACCAACUUAACUGAAUUGCAUCUUACUUUUCAACUACGUUCAAUUGGAGUAGAAUACCGAAGAGAUCAGUUCCAGUUUACUAAUAAUGAUGCAAAAACGUUAGCUCGUGGAUUAGAAAAGUGUGCGCAAUUAAAAGUUUUGAGGCUUACAAGAAGUGACAUGAACUGUCAAAGGGUGAAAUAUAUACUUCGAGGGCUAUCUGAUAAUAGUAACUUAGAAAUGCUAGAUUUCAGUCAUUGCAAAAUCGGUGAUGAAGGUGCAUCAUCAAUUGCCAAGUUUAUUAUGAGACGAGACAUUUUACGAAAUCUUAUUUUAGCAGACAAUAUUUUUGGGACCAUUGGCAUAGAAAGCAUAUCACAUGCACUCAAUCAUUCCGGAUGCGGAGUACGUAUUUUAGACUUAAGGCUAAAUACAAAACUUGGAUCCGAAGGUAUUGCACAUGUAGCGGUAGCUGUAGCGAGAGGAUGUAAUCUUACUAGUUUAAAUAUAUCAGGCUGUGGAAUAAUGCCAGGACCUUUGGGUAAACCACCUGCUGGAGUAUGGUCUGCUACAAGUGCAGAAAAUCCUCCAACUUGCGGAGAUUUACUAGCACGUGCUAUUGGAUUAGUCAAAACUCCUUUACGGACUCUUGAUCUCAGUGUUAACAAUAUUGGUUCUCCUAGUGAUAUUACCUUAUCAAAUGCAAUAUGUUUAAGUUACAUCGUAGACCUCAAUUUAAAGAGGUCAGGUAUGGGUUCUGUGGCAGUAGCAAUCGCGGAGUCAGCAGCGGCAGCCCAAAGAUUGAGACGAGAGGCUGAAAAGGGAAUGAAGUUUAGAAGAAGUGCUGGAAGACUUGUACAAGCGCGAAGAGUAGCAAAAGGGAUGAACAUUGAUGCUGAUACAAUAUUACUAGCUCAGCAAUUAUCCGCCCGACCGUCAAUCGUUUCUGUUGCAUCUGAAGAGGGAACAUAUAACGUACAAAUGCAACCCCUCCCAUCAGAUUUUGGUUUUAUUCCAGCCUUAAAGGCUCCACUGUCGCGGGAUUCAUCUAUUACCGGACCUCCAACAUCUAGAAGAUCAAGUCAUCAUUCUAUUUUGGAGCCUGUUAAGGAAGUCAGACGAACAGCACUUGUACGUCGUGGAUCAGACGGUUCUUUAUUACAACCUCGAAGCACCGGCAACUCUCAAAAACGUAUUAAAAUAUUUGUGUCAUAA
Molecule: messenger RNA, 1821 nt
Organism: Arctia plantaginis
Lineage: Eukaryota; Metazoa; Arthropoda; Insecta; Lepidoptera; Erebidae
Source: the annotation of a GenBank genome assembly